GCAUGCGCAGCGGGCGGAGCCUCCGGAAGUCCUGACGGGAAGGUCUUUUUGUUUGGGCCGCUAAGAGACUCGACACUUGCUUCAAUUCCCCUGGUUAAUAACCGUUUUUUAUCUGCAUUAAUUUCGGGUGUCUUUUAUGAAUAAUCAAAAGCAGCAAAAGCCAACGCUAACAGGCCAGCGUUUCAAAACGAGGAAAAGAGAUGAAAAGGAGAGAUUUGACCCUACUCAGUUCCAAGAAAGUAUCGUACAAGGCUUGAAUCAAACUGGCACUGAUUUGGAAGCGGUUGCAAAGUUUCUUGAUGCCUCUGGCGCCAAGCUUGACUACCGCCGGUAUGCAGAGACACUCUUUGACAUCCUGGUGGCCGGCGGCAUGCUGGCCCCAGGCGGGACUCUGUCUGACGACAUGACCCGCACAGAGUUCUGCCUCUUCACGGCACAAGAAGACCUGGAGACGAUGCAAGCGUAUGCUCAGGUUUUUAACAAGCUGAUCAGGCGUUACAAGUACCUGGAGAAGGGUUUCGAAGAGGAGAUCAAGAAGUUGCUGCUGUUUCUGAAGGGGUUCACUGAGUCUGAGCGCAACAAACUGGCCAUGUUGACCGGCAUCCUGCUGGCCAACGGCAACAUAUCAGCCUCCAUCCUGAGCAGCCUCUUCAACGAGAACCUCGUCAAAGAGGGAGUCUCUGCAGCCUUCGCUGUUAAACUGUUCAAGUCAUGGAUCAACGAGAAGGACAUCAACUCCGUUGCUGCCAGUCUCCGUAAAGUGGGCAUGGACAACAGGCUGAUGGAACUCUUUCCUGCCAACAAACGGAGUUGUGAGCAUUUUUCUAAGUAUUUCACCGACGCCGGGCUGAAGGAGCUGUCCGACUUUGCCCGCAACCAGCAAUCCAUCGGCGCCCGCAAGGAGCUGCAGAAGGAGCUCCAGGAGAUGAUGUCACGCGGCGACCCUCAGAAGGAGAUCAUCGCCUUCACCAGGGAGGAGAUGAAGAAGGCCAACAUCUCUGAACAGACCAUGAUCGGCAUCAUUUGGACCAGCGUAAUGAGCUCUGUGGAGUGGAACAAGAAGGAAGAGCUGGUGACCGAACAAGCCAUCAAACACUUGAAGCAAUACAGCCCUCUGCUGAAAGCCUUCACCUCCCAGGGUCUGUCGGAGCUCAGCCUGCUGCUGAAGAUCCAGGAGUACUGCUACGACAACAUCCACUUCAUGAAGGCCUUCCAGAAGAUCGUGGUGCUCCUCUACAAAGCGGAUGUGUUGAGUGAGGAGGCCAUACUGAAGUGGUACACCGAGGCCCACGUUGCCAAGGGGAAGAGCGUUUUCCUCGAGCAGAUGAAAAAGUUUGUGGAGUGGCUGAAGAACGCAGAGGAAGAGUCGGAGUCGGAUGAAGAGGAGGCGGACUGAAACCUCCAUCGCCAGAUGAGCUUUUUCUUCUUUUUUCUUUACACAAGUAGCAUCAGGAGCAGUAGAAUGUUUUUCCUUUUUCUUUUCCUCCUCCUGUUACUUGUUUCUCCCCACAAACACACCUCCAGCAGGUAUUUAAAGAAAAGCAGGAAGGUUCAGUCCUUCAGCUGCAAACCAUGAAUUCUUCUGUAAUCUGGAUGAAAACGUUCCGUGUAGGAAUCUGGAGCAGGUUUGGUCGAUCUUCCUGCCGUGUAACGACGAGGCUAGCCAAUCAGUUUAGCCAAGUUUUUUUUAGUUUUUAUUUUACAGCUUCUUUUUUAAUUUAAAUUCUUUUGACCAGCUCAUGUUUCGGCUCAUGUUCAGUCUUUAAAGCCUUUUCUUGACUCUUCGGUAACCCUGUACUUCCUGUCGAGGCCACUCCGGCUAGUCCGUCAGAAGACCCCCCCCCCCAUGUAAGAUGCCUCGCCAGCUAUCUGAUUUAUUGGUUUCUACUUUCUUUAAUCUGAUAUAAACCAAUUGACUUUUUUAUGAAAUAAAGAUUAUUGAAAUGUU
Messenger RNA from Melanotaenia boesemani (Boeseman's rainbowfish), 1948 nucleotides. RefSeq names its product basic leucine zipper and W2 domains 1a (gene bzw1a). The coding region runs from base 137 to 1396 and encodes 419 amino acids. The transcript has 12 exons. Gene Ontology annotation, molecular function: protein binding. Gene Ontology annotation, cellular component: cytoplasm; membrane. The record is from RefSeq and is a predicted model, not a curated record. NCBI's taxonomy places the organism in Eukaryota, Metazoa, Chordata, Actinopteri, Atheriniformes, Melanotaeniidae.